AUGUUUUCAAACUUUGUUGUUUUUCCCGAUCAACAUUCGUCAAAUCAACCUCAAACCCAAACCCAACAACAACGCCAACUUGUCGAUGAGUUGGAUGACUUGGAAGAAGAAGAGAUGGUUCCCGAAACUCAACCCACACCACCCCUACAACGACGUAAAGGGAAAAAACAAUCGCGCGAGGGUGUCGCCCAAGAAGAGCUAGUUUUGGUAAAAGUUUGGGUUGAUAUUUCUGAGGAUUCGAUUCAUGGAAAUGCACAACCGGGAGAGCAAUUUUGGUUUCGCAUUUUAGAACGGUUUCAGGAGGAGCUAGGAAAAAGUGACGACUACCGUACGAAACACCAACUAAAUUCGAAGUUUCGAGAAAUAGCAAAGGGAGUUUCAAAAAUAAACGGGUUGUACAACAACCUAAAAACCCAACGAAAAAGUGGCCAAGGAGACGAAGAAAUACUUCAAGAAGCUUUGCAAUUUUACCUUGAAGAAGUCAGAAAAUCAUUCAAGUGGCAUGAUUGUUGGAAAUUAUUGGUUCUAUGUCCUAGGUGGAAAAAAUACGAACAACAUUUUAUUUUUGGAGUCCAACAUUCAAAGCGAACGAAAAUGGGUUCUAGUAGUUACAGAAAUUCCUUCGAUGCCUAG
Lactuca sativa (garden lettuce) is the source of this 633-nucleotide messenger RNA. Lineage: Eukaryota; Viridiplantae; Streptophyta; Magnoliopsida; Asterales; Asteraceae. The record is from RefSeq and is a predicted model, not a curated record.